This is a messenger RNA of Cavia porcellus (domestic guinea pig), 1287 nucleotides long. It is a transcript of the gene Med22, whose product is annotated as mediator complex subunit 22. Gene Ontology annotation, molecular function: transcription coregulator activity. Gene Ontology annotation, biological process: regulation of transcription by RNA polymerase II. Bases 203 to 805 code for a protein of 200 amino acids. Gene Ontology annotation, cellular component: mediator complex. Lineage: Eukaryota; Metazoa; Chordata; Mammalia; Rodentia; Caviidae. The record is from RefSeq and is a predicted model, not a curated record. The transcript is spliced from 5 exons.
CUACAGGAUUCUUUAAAUCCUUCCGUCGGGGGCGGUGCUUAGAGCCACUACUCUUAACAGCGGGAAGGUGGGUGGGCCGGGGCGGAGAGCUACUGCUGGACCGAGUACCACAGAAACGUUGGUGGUAGAAGAUAGCUGAGCCUGUCUCGCCCGCACGAAGCUCCAUCCUGCCCUGCAUUGGACUCCCCGGCCUCCCCCUGCCAUGGCCCAGCAGAGAGCCCUGCCCCAGAGCAAGGAGACACUGCUGCAGUCUUACAACAAGCGGCUGAAGGACGACAUCAAGUCCAUCAUGGACAACUUCACUGAGAUCAUCAAGACUGCCAAGAUCGAGGAUGAGACACAGGUGUCACGGGCCACUCAAGGUGAACAGGACAAUUAUGAGAUGCAUGUGCGAGCUGCCAACAUCGUCCGAGCAGGAGAGUCUCUGAUGAAGCUGGUGUCUGACCUCAAGCAGUUCCUCAUCCUGAAUGACUUCCCAUCAGUGAACGAGGCCAUUGACCAGCGCAACCAGCAGCUGCGCGCCCUGCAGGAGGAGUGCGACCGCAAACUUAUCACGCUGCGGGAUGAGGUUUCCAUCGACCUGUACGAGCUGGAGGAGGAGUAUUACUCGUCCAGCUCAAGUCUUUGCGAAGCUAAUGACUUGCCUCUGUGCGAAGCUUACUGGAGGCUGGACCUGGACACAGACUCUGCUGAUUGCCUCUCGGCCCCUCUGCUGGCGUCCCCAGAGCCUGGCACAGGCUCCCUGCAGGUUGCAGCCCCCGCCCACUCCCAUGCUGGUGGCUCUGGCCCCACGGAGCACACCUGAGUCUCCUACGAUGCCCUCCCUGACCCCUGGUUUAUCAGGAGCAAAAUCCAGUCCCCUCCUCUGGAUGCCCACCACACCUCACUAAUUCUUAGAGACUCUAGGACCCAGAAGCCACUGUAACCUCCUUAGAAAGUUGGCCCACUGGGGUCUGCCUCCCAGGGUGGCCUGGCAUCAUCUUCAGCUGCUGCCUUCCUGGCUGGCCAGGUGGGAGGAAGUUGAGGGCCUUGACUGGGUGAGGGGUUGACUGACAGCAGAGGCAGCCUCCCAAGGCUUAAAAUUGGGAGCUGCCCAAAGUCAAUGGUAUUCCUGGGCCACAGUGCUCUUCAGAGCCCUCCUGCUGCCUUCUGCCCCAGCACACAUAUCUGUGCCACAGGCUGGAUGCUCUGGCGGGCCUGUGUGAGGGGCUUCUUCCCAUGUCCUGCCAAUAUGUCCGUUCUGCCAGCUUUGUAAUAACAUUGAAUAAAAACACUGCCACUUUUUCA